GUAUCUAAAAGAAAAAUUUAAAAACAUAUGAAUUAUUCACAGAAUUAUUGGCAAUUGUAUAACAAUGUAGAAAUUUUGCUGUUUUCUAAGCUACGUCCAUAACAGGCAGUUUUUAUGUUUUUUUUUUUUUGUAAUUAAGGAAUUUGCACACAAUUUUAAGAUAGCCUAAAUAACGACAAAUUAUACAACAGAAAAAAAUAUUGAUUUUUACCAAACCAGUUUUGGGGGAAAAUUUAACCAUUUCUUUGAAUUGCAAGGGUGAUGACAGAACCAAAUGAAGAAUUUGAAUGCCUUGGUGAUGCAUGUGAAAAUCAAUUUGACACCAUCAUUGGACUUAUUGAAGAUAUAAUUAUUGAAUCAGAGUUUAUUGAGUUACAGAAAACUUUCUUGGAAAAAUAUCACAAAGAGUUUGAACCCUGUGAAGAAAACAAAUUAGAAUAUAUGGAUAUAUUCAAUGCAUAUACUGAACUUAUUGAAAAAUAUAUUGAAGCAUCACUACUUGCAAGGUUUCCAGAAUUUUCCAUGAAGAAAUUUUUGCAAGACUUAAAAGAAAACCAUUCUGAAUUAGAAGGUGAGGUGUUUGACAUUUUAGUCAAAGAAGGAAAGAUCCCUGAUUUAUCAUUGAACAAUGUAUCGCAUCACAAAACCUGAAUGUAUCAAACACAAAAAUUACAGAUUAUACAUAAAUUGC
This is a messenger RNA of Uloborus diversus, 691 nucleotides long. Its product is annotated as ADP-ribosylation factor-like protein 2-binding protein. Bases 262 to 651 code for a protein of 129 amino acids. The transcript has 7 exons. Gene Ontology annotation, biological process: maintenance of protein location in nucleus; positive regulation of tyrosine phosphorylation of STAT protein. The record is from RefSeq and is a predicted model, not a curated record. Lineage: Eukaryota; Metazoa; Arthropoda; Arachnida; Araneae; Uloboridae. Gene Ontology annotation, cellular component: mitochondrial intermembrane space.